Molecule: messenger RNA, 6096 nt
Organism: Stegostoma tigrinum
Lineage: Eukaryota; Metazoa; Chordata; Chondrichthyes; Orectolobiformes; Stegostomatidae
Gene: scaf11
Product: SR-related CTD-associated factor 11
Exons: 15
Coding region: 268-5460 (1730 amino acids)
Biological process (GO): spliceosomal complex assembly
Molecular function (GO): RNA binding
Source: RefSeq, a predicted model, not a curated record
CAGCCCACCCCCACCCCUCUCCUCAGUCGGGGCGACAUGUGGCUGUGAGGCUUGGGCCUCGUAUUUCCGCAGUGAGUGGAGUCCUUUCGGCGGGCGGUUGUCGGUGUCGGCGCGGGGGGAAGCUGGGAUUGACCUUUGAGUCGGUUAUCCGCGGCGGCGACGAUGAUCACAUGAGAGCCGAGAGGGACUGAGCUUGGAGCCCGGAGCGAGCGAGACAAGAGAGCGGGGCCUCGGACUGGGUUCUGCAUUAUCAACUGUGAGUAAAAGAUGGGAGGGAAGAAAUUACCAGAAACUGCACCAGCUCCAGAUAAGGAUCAAGAUUUUGGUGGUGAGGGUGAACAAGAAUGUGCUGAUAAUGGGGUGUUGGCUGAAACAACAACUGAUCAAGUUAACUGGUGUCCUAUCUGCCUGAACCACUUUGUGGACCAAGAAGUAGCUGUUCCUGAGAGCUGCUGUCACAUUUUUUGCCUGAGGUGCAUUCUUGCUUGGGCUGAAAAAAGAAACUGCUGCCCAAUAGACCGUAAGCCCUUCAAUCUGGUUUACAAACGAGACAACGUAAAGAGUAAUGUAAAGAUCCCAAUCAAGCAGAACUUCAAUAAAACUUCAAGAGAACAGAAGGCAUGCAGCAAUGAAGAGCAUUGUCAAAGUAUCACAAGAGGAGAAGUUUCUUUGAAUGAUGCGUUUUCCACAUGCUUAAAGGAAAAAUGUAAAAGAUGCUGUGCUGCUUGGCAACAAACAGACUUUUGUGACAUACAAAGCAUGCUGAUCACAGGCUGUGACAAAAAGAACAGAACUUCCAAGCAACAUAAAAAUAAGAUCAACAGAAAAGCAUGUUGCCAGCCAUGUUUAAGGAAUGAUCUGAACAAUUUCUCUCCACAACAUGGGAAGUCAGAGAUGUUCAAUUUCGAGGCUGAAAACUGCACAGUGUUCGUUGACGUGUGUGAAAUGACACCCCUAAUCAGACAGAAAAGAAGAGGACCAGAAUCACUUAGACCCCUGUGGCAUCCUGCUUCCACUGCUGUUACAACAGGAAUGUUGAGAUACGGUGUAGACUCCAUUUCUCUUGAAUAUGAUGAAGCAGCAACUGCUGUCCUGCAGCAAGAUCUGAUGUCAGAAACUGUGUUUCCGUCAAACCCAUUUGCACUGGGACGUUCUGUUCAUUUUCCUGGCAAGGUGUGUGCACUUGCAGGCACCAGAGGAGGUGGAGAGAAAAAGAAUCUGUCUGGAGCAUCUGGUAGUACUAAUGCAGGGAAUAAUGAAAAGACUCCAGGCAGAAGAAGAUCAAUGCGCAUCAGUAAUGCAGAAAAAUUGGAUAAAUCUGCCAGCUCUGCUCAGCGCUCUCAGUCAAGCUCCAGUGCCUCAGGUCCUACAACAUCCCCAGAAUGUGCAAGAACGCCACCCAAAAGGGGUGGAAAGCAAAAGUCAAAAAGGAAACUGGAGACUGAACAAUAUAAAACUCCCCCUGAUAAAAAGAAGACCAGAGUUACGCGUAGCUCCUGUAAGAAAUCAAGUCCUAGUAGUUCGGAUCCUAAUGAUAGUCCUUUUGUCAGUGAAACCGAAUAUCAACCUCAACCUGCUCUCUCUGCUGAAGAGCCGUUGAGCAAUCUGGAUAAUAGUGAUGCAAGCCAUUCGUCGUCUAAUGAUUGCGGUGAUCGCAUCACUUCAGUAGAGAAGGAGAAUGAAAAAGAGCGUGAUCAUGUAGAAAAUAAAAAUUCACCUGUCAGUGAAGAGGACUGUGCAUCAAACAUUGACCAGAUUAAUAUUGAAGUCUCAGGAAACUCAAAUCUUCCACCGACUACUGAUGAUAAAAAUUGUGGAAGUUGUGUGGAACCUAACUCAGGUAAUUCAGCAGAAAACAGUGACACAGAAUUUAUUGAAAAGGAACAGAGUAAUUCAAAAAAUGGAAUUUGUUCUCUCAGCAAAGAGGUAUCUCAUAUGGAUGUGACUAUCAGUGAUCAAAGCAUAGGCCAAGCAGAAUAUCUUGAGAGUCCAUCAAAUGAAGGUAUUGCUGAUGUGGGAAACAAGGCACUUGUAGAUGAUCAAAAUUCUGAACACUCUAAAGUGGUAGAAUUCGGAGAAAGAACGAACAAUACUUGUGAGGAUGAUACUGGGAAGCAAUCUACUGUUGAAAGCCCAGAAAAAUAUGUUGAAGAUAUCCAUUCCAAGGGUAUAAUGUCUUCAAAGAAUAUUAAUUCUGAGCAGUUAGAGGAAACAGUUUCUGUAAAAGUUGAAGAGGAUCUAGAUCAAGCUCAUCAUACAUCUGAUUGUAAAAGUACUGUUGCUACCGAAUCAUCUGUUGAAAUUCCUGGAAAGUUCACUGAGGAUAGUGAUCUGAUGAGGGAAAUGUCUUUAGAGAAUAUCAAACCUGAUUUGUUUAAAAAAAUAGGUUCUCUGAAAAAGCUAAGUACUGAAGAAACACCUGAUUCUAAAGUAAUUGGGCAGCAGUACACAGAUACUCCUGAAAUGUUUUUAGAAGACAACUAUCCAGAGAGUGAAGUAGCCUUGGAAAAUAUAAAACUGAAGCGGUCUGAUACAGAUUCCACUGAAGUUUUAGCUUUUCAUGAGCAAAUAUCUGAUUGUAAGGUUGGUAUCAAUCAGCAGUCUUCAGUUAAAGACCCUCAUAAGUUUGUGGAGAAUGACAAUGUGAAAAGUGAGAUUAGCUCAGGGAAUAUUGAACCUCAGCAGUUUGAGAUGGACCAGGAGAAAAUUUCAAGUGAACCGUCACAGGCAGCUGUUCGUAAAGAUGAUAUUGCUCACAAGUUACAUGAUGAAAUUCCUGGAAAAACUACAGAAAGUGAAAGCCUAAAACAUGGAAUCUUCAAUGAAUCCGAUUUCAAUCAAGUGACUCUAGAGAGAGACAAUACCAAUAAUGAUAAAAGAACCAAAUCUGAGUUGUUAAUUGAUGGGGCUGGCUGUGGUGGUGCUGAGGACUUUAAUUUGGAUAACAAUGAAGUAGUGGCUAUGGAAUGCGAUUCACCCAUCAAUGACCAUCAAAUGGCUGUAGCUGAACUUGAAUCUCAAAAAGCAACAAAAGAAAAUGAAGCAAGUUCUGCUUUAUCCUCUGACCCUAGUCCCACUGCAUUGCUGCCAGAUGUCACUUUUGAAAAUACCAAUAACGAGAACACAGGACAAGGACUUCCUGAAAUUGAACUUAAGAGAACAGUAGAACAGAAAGGAAAAGACGUACCGCGCCGCAAGUCUAGGUUCCAUCCAGCGUCCACGACUUGGUCUCCUGAAAAGGAAAGAAAACGUGAACGGAAAAGAUCCAGGUCCAAAUCCCAGGGACGAUCUGGGUCUGGCUCCCAGCCACAAGUAAGAUCUAGUUCCAGAUCACGGGGCAGAUCCAGUUCCAGGUCACGAGGAAGGUCCAGAUCCAAGUCACAAGGUAGAUCCCGGUCUAGGACCAUAUCGCAUGGAAAGUCCAGGUCCAGGUCACGAGGAAGAUCCAGGUCCAGGGCCAGGUCACGAGGAAGGUCCAGGUCCAGAUCGCGAGGAAGGUCCAGGUCCAGGUCUAGGUCCAGGUCGCGAGGAAGGUCCAGGUCCAAGUCACGGGGAAGGUCUAGGUCGCGUGGAAGAUCACCAGGAAGGCCCAGAUCUUUGGGUAAAGACCAUCAUAGUCACUCGGAUAGACCUGUGCAUGAAAGAAAUCGCUCAAAAGGAGAAGAUGGGGACCGGAGCAACCAAACGUCUCCAUCUUCUAGGAAAAGGUCCAGAUCUCCCAGUAAAGAGAGAGAUAAAGAAGAACUUGGAAGUGAAACUGAGAAGAGGAACCCUGAAGUAGAUAGAGGAAGAAAAGACAGACCGCGCUCUAGGUCAAGAUCUAGAUCUAGAAAAAGAUAUUAUUCUGGAGACAAAGAAGAGAAACCUAGUUUUUCUCCAGGCAGAAGAGACAGAUACAUCGAUGACACCUGGAGAAAUAUUCGAGGAAAGGACAGACCCAGAAUGAAUGACUGGGAGAGGCCAAGAGGUUAUGAUAGAUUCAGAAAGAAUAAUAGGAGUAGAGAAUUCCCACAGCCUAAUAGAUAUCCAGAUGAACAGUCAACUUCUAGUGAGUAUGUAGAUGAUCGGAAUCCUGAAUGGGUAGUGGAACAAGUCCAGGCAUCUUCUGAUGUCAGUAUGAGAGAAAAUGACUACAGGAAUGAUACUAAAUGGGAAGAAAAUAGAUAUGAAAGAGAUGACUCUUGGGGUAAUAGGAACUUUGGUUGGAAGCGUGGUCGUGGGCGUUUCCGGGGAGGCUCCUUUCAUGGUGACCAAAGUGAAUUGCCAUGGCAGAACCGAAGGUCAAAUUUCUCAGGCGAGCAAAAUAAUUCAGGGAAAUUUUAUCAAGGAAGUGGACCCCGUCGACAUAAUGACCAUCAACAAAAUAGAUGGCGAGGUGAAUCAAAUGCAUCUUCUGAGGCCCGUGACCGUUCUGGAUGGUCAUCUUUCUCCAGUUGGAAUGCAAGGAAGACCCUGCCAGCUGAUGUUCAAAAUUACUAUGCCAAUAGGGGAAGGCAGGCUUCAAGCACGCAGUCAAGCUGGAGAGGAACUGAUGAGGAACAAUACCAGGCUUCAACAGAGCCAGAUUCAUCGCAUGGAGUGCCAGGAUUCAAUGAUCAAGCAAAUCAACAAAUGAAUGGUUCUCAGCAGCCAGUUAAUAUAAUGCAUCCACCUGUUUUACCCCAGCCAAUGAAUGCACCCCCUCAGCCAAUGAAUGCACCCCCUCAGCCAAUGAAUGUCUUUCCAUUUCCAAUGAGCGUCCACCCACCACCUCCGCUAAUGCAUUUUCAUCCAUACAUCCACCCUCCUCCUCCGCUGAACGUGCAUGCAGGACUCCCUGCAGUGCAACCAACUGGAGCUGGAAACCUGCCUAACAGCCCGCCUCCGCCACCACCUCCACCUCCACCAGCCCAAACGGUGAACUAUGCGAUUCAGCAACAUGACAUGGCACAAUCUCAAGUCAUCCCCACUCCAUGUAAUGUUUCAGAGGUAGAUGUGCAAAGUAGUGCUGCCACUGUACCCAGUACAGCUGGAGAGCCCGGCAAGGCCAUGCAACUUCCACUUUCUAUAGAUGUCUCCCCUUCAACCUUUCAGUCCGUUCAACAAGUCUUUGCAACUCUUUCAACUUCAAAGCCUGCAGUGGAAAAAGAAAGCUUGAAGGAAGAAUUUGAAACAGAAAAGCCCAAAAAGGACAAGGCAAGUCCUGCAGAAUCGAAAUGUACAAUUCAAGAAAGGGCUGUAGAAGAAGUGAAACUAGCCAUCAAGCCUUAUUACCAAAAGAAGGAGAUUACCAAGGAUGAAUAUAAAGAAAUUGUCCGCAAGGCCGUCGAUAAGGUUUGCCACAGCAAGAGUGGUGAAGUCAUCCCAGGAAAAGUAGCCAAUUUGGUAAAAGCAUAUGUAGAAAAAUACAAACAUGCCAGGAAAGGGAACCCAAAGCAAAAUCCGGAGGAAUGCAGUAUCAUUGGGAACAAAUCUUUUUAAACAAUAAAAGCUGUAGCUGAUUGGUUACCAGUGUUAACGUGAGCUCAAAAUAGAAUGAUGAGUAGGAACUUUGUUAUCUAUUGGUUCAAUUUUUUUUCCUUACAAAAGAUUAGGUGUUUUUCUAAAAUUGAAACAUUUGAAACAACACAAUAACGUGAAAUGAAAGCAUGCUGUCGUUAGUUAUUUGGAGUUGUAAGGAUACUUAAUAUGAUCUGUCCUGGCCCCUCACGUGGGUUGUCACUAGAUCAGUUGUAUAAAAUGUGAUAUUUGUUAGAUGAUUUCCUAAUGUAUCAAAUUAUCUCAAUGAAUUUCUUUUUUGUUAACUCUAGUUAAGUGUUUUUGUAAACCGUUUGUAUGCUGUACAAAAGCUUCCAGGUUUAACUGGAAGGAUCUGGAUCAUGUAGAAGCACUAAAGACUGGCAUCUGAGGCUGAUCAGCUGUUUUAGUGCAUAUAAGGUCUAAACAAAGAUAAUUGCUUAACACUUCUAGAACUGUUGCUCAGUGGGAAAUGUUUGAUAAAAGAUUUGAUUCUAUAGUUUCAUUUUUGAGAAAAGCAGAAAAGAAUGGUUAAAAUGUCAGGAGUAUUCUGUAAUACUUGCCCAACACAGCAAAAUAAAUUUUCUGCUGCUUGUCAAA